Messenger RNA from Poecile atricapillus (Black-capped chickadee), 1110 nucleotides. RefSeq names its product keratin, type I cytoskeletal 12-like. The transcript is spliced from 7 exons. NCBI's taxonomy places the organism in Eukaryota, Metazoa, Chordata, Aves, Passeriformes, Paridae. The record is from RefSeq and is a predicted model, not a curated record. Gene Ontology annotation, molecular function: structural molecule activity.
UCAAAAAAAGAGACAAUGCAGAACCUCAAUGACCGUCUGGCUGCAUAUCUGGACAAAGUGAGAUCUCUGGAGGAUGCCAACACCGAGCUGGAGCGCAAAAUCCGUGAGUGGUAUGAGAAAAGUGGCCCUGGCACUGGCACCCCUGGAUCUGGGAAUGACUACAGUAAAUUCUACCCCUUCAUUGAAGAUCUUCGAAACAAGAUCAUCAAUGCAACCAUCGACAAUGCAAGGAUCAUUCUGCAGGUUGAUAAUGCCAGACUGGCUGCUGAUGACUUCAGAGUGAAAUACGAGAAUGAAGUGGCUCUUCGGCAGAGUGUGGAAGCCGACAUCAAUGGCCUGCGCAGAGUCCUGGAUGAGCUGACCAUGACCAGGGCAGAUCUGGAGAUGCAGAUUGAAAGCCUGAAUGAAGAACUGGCUUAUCUCAAGAAGAAUCAUGAAGAGGAGCUUCAGGGCAUCCAAAGCAGUGAAUUUGGCCAAGUCAGCGUGGAAAUGGAUGCUGCUCCGGGGACUGACCUGACCAAGCUUCUGAAUGAUAUGAGGGGACAGUACGAAGUCAUUGCCGAGCAAAACCGUAAAGAGGCUGAGGCGUGGUUCAAUGAAAAAAGCGGGGAGCUGAAAAGGGAAAUCUCCACCAACACUGAGCAGCUUCAAUCGGGAAAGAGCGAGAUCACAGAUUUAAAACGGACUCUCCAGAGCCUGGAAAUAGAGCUGCAGUCUCAGCUCGCCAUGAAAAAAUCCCUGGAAGACACUUUAGCAGAAACGGAAGGUGGUUACUGCGCUCAGCUGUCACAAAUCCAAAUGCAGAUCGGGAACCUGGAGUCCCAGCUUUUCCAGGUCAGAGCUGACAUGGAGCGCCAGAACGCAGAGUACCAACAGCUCCUAGACAUCAAGACUCGUCUGGAAAUGGAGAUUGAAACCUACAGGCGCCUGCUGGAUGGCGAGUUUGUGUAAGGAACAAAAUAUCUCCUUGGGUUUAUUUUCUGUAGCAAAAUCCUUUCCAGGAAAAUACCAGAUCCAACCAAAACUAGAAAGAUCAAGACAAUUGUCGAAGAAGUGGUAGAUGGAAAGGUUGUUGCAUCCCACGUAAAGGAAGUUGAAGAGAAGAUAUGA